GGCGGCGGCACUCCUCCUCCUCCUCCACCCACCCUCGCGCUCUCGUAAGGCGGGCACAAGCCGUCCCAGCCACGCAGAGCCGGCGCAGGAGGCUGGGCUCCAGCACACGGCUUGAGAUGCAUUGUUCCUGUGGGGAGGCUCGGAGCUGGAGCUGGCGGCGAGGGUGGCGACGGCGAGGGUUGGUGGCUGCGGAGCCCCUCCAUCUCGGGCCUCUCGCUGUUUCCCUUCGCGCCGCGGGGCUGUAGGAAGCGGGCCCAGCGGCUCUCCAACGAUCCCUGCUGUCCUCCGUCGCUCGCCUCUCUUCCCCUGAACCGUUGGGCUGAGCACAGGCGGGGGCAGGGCAGCGCAGGCGCCUCCAAGGGGCUGGUGAUGCCCACAGCUGGGAAGGGGCAGCCGGCGCUGGCGCCCUCGCCAGGUAACCCUGACCCUGCCCGCCCGGCGCGGAGCUGUCCAAAGGGGGAGGCGACCCGCAGGAGCUGUUCGUGGUGCUGAAACCCUAUACGCGGGAGCCGCGUCAGUUAAGGUGCGCCGCUGCCCUCCGGGAACCCCGUCUGCUCCCAACGGCGAGUUCCAGCCCAGCGCCUCCUCCAGCGCGGAGCUGUCCAAAGAGGGCGGCGACCCGCAGGCUCUCUCCCUGGUGCUGAAAAGCCUUGCGAGAGGAGGAGUGCCAGGAAGGGGCUUUGAACGGUGCACCUUUGCCCUCCCUGAUCCCUGCCUCCACCUGGCCCGGCUGCUCCCAUCGGUCGGUUCCAGCCCAGCGCCUCCUCCUCCUCCCGCCCUGAUCCAGUUGCACGGCGACUAAGCUACUAGAUCUGGUGGAGAAAGGGGACCCAGCCGCGUCUGCUUUUCCAGGAACCAUGGCUGCGCUAACGAAGGUGGCCGCGGCCUCUUCCCUGCUGGUGGUGGUCCUUUGCGUGGGUGUCUGCUCUUCAGUCUGCGUUGAAGUACCGUCAGAGACAGAGGCAGUCCAAGGGUCACGCAUGAAGCUGCUGUGUAUCUCCUGCAUGAAGCGAGAGGAGGUUUCUGCCAACACUCUGGUUCAGUGGUACUAUAAGACCGAAGGGGGCAUAGAUGAGCCUAUCUACAAGUACGAAAAUGAGAAGCAGGAACUUGGGAGCCGCUUCCGUGGUCGGCUCCAAUGGGACGGGAGCAUAGACAUGCAGGAUGUGUCCAUCUCCGUGCUCAACAUCUCUUUGAAUGAUUCGGGGAUCUACACCUGCAAUGUCACUCGGGAAUUCAACUUCGAGGUUCAUCGACCAGUUGUCACCCGCUCUACACUGAUCCGUCUCACGGUGGUGGAGGAGGCUGGAGAAGACUUCACAUCUGUCAUCUCUGAAAUAAUGAUGUAUAUUCUCUUAGUCUUCCUCACUUUGUGGCUGCUGGUAGAAAUGAUCUACUGCUACAGGAAAGUUGCCAAGGCAGAGGAGGUUGCUCAGGAAAAUGCGACUGACUACCUCGCCAUCCCUUCAGAAAACAAGGAGAACUGUGCUGUGCCAGUGGAGGAGGAGUAGAAGAUGAAACCACGUAGGCGUACAGUGUGCAAAAAAAGGUGAAAAAGCUCUGUGCAAAUCACAUGGCAGCAGGGGAGGGCAUUGGCUGCCUAGCAAAUCCAAAUCUGUGUGCAGGCACCACCAUGGGGGGCAUUCAUGAUCUCAAGGCCCAAGGAAGCUACUGAGCAUAUUUGAAAAUGUUCAGAUAUGAUCUGUGGGUGGAAUGUGGAUUGCCGUAGACAGGUCUGCAAUGGUUCCAAGUGACUCCAACAGCAAGAACUCUUCCAGAGAUUAUGGAGUAGAAGACAUGGUACCAUCUUGAGAUUUCCCCCCUUGUAUGUAUUUUGCUGAAGGUAAGAGUCCAAAGCAGUCUUCCUGACAGAGAAUUCAAAGUACAAGAGACAUAAAACAAUUUUAAGGGGUCCAAAAGGUAGGUAAUUGAUGAUGCACUAAAACUCCUCUCCUAUGUGUGACUCCUACAAGCAGGGGGUGUGUUUUGCUCAUGCAGGUUUUCAUCUAAUCUUCUGAAAGUGGAAGGUGAAUCACAGUCUGGCUCUCUUUCCUUGUUUUCAGGGACUUGGCAGACACAAGGAGUAAGUCACCGCAGCCAGGUUUUGCAGGAGCCCAAGACCAGGAACCAUGAGGAAGUGUAAAUUUGUUUCCGUUUGUCUGGAACAUCGCACUGCUUUGACUUCAUGGCUCUCAUUCCUUGAGCAAUCAGCCCAUUUGUUAGAGACUUUCCUUUGAGGCAUGCAAAGUCAAGGGGGGGGAGAGGUGCAGUACCUCCUCUGUUGCCCAUCGCCUCAACGACACUGUAAAUACUCACUCAUCUCUCGCUAGCACAGACUUUCCUUUGGGUGCAUUCAGACAUCACAGCUUCCUCAGCAUUAAGUGGCAUUCAUUUAGUCAUCAUUGCUUUUGGUGUUAAUUUCAGUAUGAUGCCCCAGUGAUGCCACAGAACGUGCCCCAGAUUUUCCUAGGGAAGCAGAUAACAGUGGGUCUGUUUUGGCCAAUACCUCCAGGAGCAAAUGGAAAGCCAGGCAGAAGCAAUACAGUAAUUGAACUGUUUAGCUUUUCAUGAACCUGUGGCACAGAAGGAGGAAAUGCUCAAGCCAGAGAUGUUUCCGAGGUACACAGUGCACUGCUAAAAGAGUGGUGAUAUUAUACAGAUACUAGAUUGAGCCCUGCGGUAAGAGUGUGGCCAUGAAGCACCCUCUCUUUGCAUCGUAUGUGAUUUCCAUGUUGCAACACUCCAUAGUAAGUCAUAUACUGUGUGUAAAUAGGACAAGAGUCGUUAACUUGGGCAUUCUGUGAUUUAGUCAAACCCAAGCAGCAAACUUCUAAAAUAAUUUCCAGCAGGAUUCAGAGGGCAGUGGCAAAUAACCACUUUGCAAAACAUGAUGUUGUGAUGAAAGUUUAAAUUCUCCUUAGUGUUUGACGCAGUGACCGAGAUGCCCAGAAUUGUAGGGGCUUUAAGUCGGGUCAGGUGUCCUUUCAUGUACUUGAGAGACUGAAGCAGGAUGGACAAUUCUAACUGAAGGAUCGGUGGAAGAUGGCAACAUGAACCUUCCAUUUCAAAGAGAAGCACUGUGCUUUUAAUAACCGCACGGCACUGAAAAAAUUUAUUCAGCUAUUCCAAUCUCAAACAAAGCCUGCCACUGCCAGUACCAUGUUAUGCCCUCCAAUUGCCAUAUACUAUUUUAUUAUCAGGCAGGGGUGAUGUAAUUCCAGAUUCACAGGCCUGAUCUGCCCUUGCUAUCAUAUUUUUCUGCCCCCUCUUCCAAGACCCAACCAAAUUUGGCAGCAGCAAAGGAAGAGGGGAAAUAACACAGAGGGCCAGCCCAGCACCCAGAUAGGGGUGCAAAUCUCUCACUUCCCGGUCAUCAGACCAACUUUAAUGAAGAGGAAGCAAGACCCACUGCCAUCACCCUUAACUGAUCUGCACAGAUCAGCUGAAGAGGAAAGCUGUCUGCCUUUGUGCAUAAGACAGCAUGGGGUGGUCACAGCCACAACUUGUCCCUGGAGGGUUGGGCCAAGGUGGGCUUGUCCCCCUGGGCCAGUAAAAAGGCCACCCACCCAUUAGAAGGUCUGCAUAAAUAAAAUCUAAACUUCUAUCUGGUAAUGGUUUGUUUUGGGGUAGAACACUGAGCACAUUUUUUCUUUUCAGCAAAGGAAUCUGAAGACUGUGCAGGGGGGCAAAUAUUAAGCUUAGCUGUUUGGUAGGAUCAGAUUACAGUGGUACCUCGGGUUACAUACGCUUCAGGUUACAUACGCUUCAGGUUACAGACUCCGCUAACCCAGAAAUAGUGCUUCAGGUUAAGAACUUUGCUUCAGGAUGAGAAUAGAAAUCGUGCUCCGGCGGUGUGGCAGCAGCAGGAGGCCCCAUUAGCUAAAGUGGUGCUUCAGGUUAAGAACAGUUUCAGGUUAAGUAUGGACCUCCAGAACGAAUUAAGUACUUAACCCGAGGUACCACUGUAUUGCCUAGACUCGCAUUAUUUUCUUUCACAGUAAAUGAUAGUAUUAGAAAAAGCAUGAAUAGCAAAGUACUUUGCUGUAGUUAAAGACCACAAUCCACCACAAAGACUCAUUGUAGACUUAAUGGCAAACCAUGGUUUGUUGCUACAAAUAUGAGUGGCAGGGUUAUGCUCCCUUCCCUCCCUCUGGCAUGCUUAUUUCUCUGGGGAGAGCUAAGCCAUGAGCCCAGAUCGUCACAGCAGCAGAAUGAGCAGCGUUGCAAUUGGAAGUUUCUGAACAGAGGUUGUGUGGCCAUGUGCCAGGGUUUCGUUAGGGGUUGGACUAAAUGACCUGUGGGGGACCUUCCAGCUCUAAAAUUCGAUGAGUCUACGAUUCCUCUCUAGGAGCCCACGAUGGUUCAUUCAAACCACAUCAUGGUUUAGCUUAGUGUUGUGUGUGAACCAGGUCCCUGUCUCAGUAAUUUUUGGAGCAACCCUGUAAGCCUUUUUUUUACUCCCCCCCCC
This is a messenger RNA of Podarcis raffonei (Aeolian wall lizard), 4468 nucleotides long. RefSeq names its product sodium voltage-gated channel beta subunit 3 (gene SCN3B). Gene Ontology annotation, cellular component: voltage-gated sodium channel complex. Gene Ontology annotation, biological process: sodium ion transport; regulation of heart rate by cardiac conduction; ventricular cardiac muscle cell action potential. Gene Ontology annotation, molecular function: sodium channel regulator activity. NCBI's taxonomy places the organism in Eukaryota, Metazoa, Chordata, Lepidosauria, Squamata, Lacertidae. The coding region runs from base 858 to 1511 and encodes 217 amino acids. The transcript is spliced from 5 exons. The record is from RefSeq and is a predicted model, not a curated record.